CUUUUUCUGCAUUCUUGGAAACUUCCGGUCACCAGGGACAACCCUAUAAAAGACGUGCCGUGCUCAGGGAGACCUCACUCAAGACUUGUGAUCCAAGGAAGCUAGCUGGAGCUACAGACGCCGGCUUUCCCUUGUCCACUGUAUUGUACAUCAACUGUAACAGACGAUAACAGCAUGAGGUCGCUUCUCGCCGUGGCUUGUGUCCUGGCUAUCGCAGCCUUUCAACAAUCUUCAGCCAGUCCCGCCUGCACGCCACUGUACAGAAAGUUAUGCAGAGUUUCCGAUUGGAGCGCCUGGAGCCCGAAGGACAAUAUCUUCGGCUGCAGUCAGGUUUUCCGCACACGUGAGGUGAUCGACAACCCGCUCGGGUCCACCGCCUGCUGCCCGGCACUCAGACAGGAGAAGGAACAAUGCGGAGUGCCCACCCGAGAGCAGACAGUGGGAGCCAUAUCCAAAGGUUUCGUGGGCCCUCUCAGCGGGGACGGCUUCCGCAAGGCCGACGGCUCCACCGAGGUCAUCGACAUGUUGUUCGUCUUCGACAAGAGCGGCAGCGUCAGGGAAGUGAACUUCAACGACGCCAAGGAAAACAUAAAGGACCUGAUUGAGAACUUCCCCGCACCCGUGGGCCCGUCAGACACCCGUGUGGCCGCCGUCUCCUUCUCUGACGUAGCCAAGACCCGUGUGGAGUUCGACUUCAACGCCAGCGGAGAUCGCGACUCCGUCAAGGCCUCCCUGGGCAACAUCGCUUACGAAGGAGGUUGGACUGCCACCGCCACCGCUCUCAGCAUGGCCCGCGAUAACGUCUUCCAGUCCGUGGCCGGUUCUCGGCCCAACUCCGCCAAGAUUCUCUUCCUCAUCACGGACGGCAAGUCCAACCGCGGAGGCGCGCCCAUCCCGGUAGCCGAUCAGCUAAAGGGCAACGACGUUGAGUUGUUCGCGUUCGCCGUGGGGCCUGAGAACCAGAUUAACGAGGACGAGCUGCGCAGCAUAGUCUCGGACCCCGUCCCGGAACACCUGUUCUACGCCGGCAGCUUCUCCGCCAUGUCCGACGUCUUCACCGACCUCAUCGACAUCCUCAGGGAGAGAUUCGGAGGCUCGUCUUUUUCGACUUCUGAUGAUGAGUACGAUUACGACUACGGCUUCUUCCGUCGGUGAGAAGGAACGCAAACUCGCCCGAACAUUCCCGAAGUUCACGUAGUGUCGUAUAUCUGUAGCCUUUUGGAAAACGGCCAUGUGUAAAAGAGAAGCCAUAUAUUGUACAUAUAGAAAGGAAGAGCAAGGAAAAGUUCGCAUUGGUCUUGUCUAACGAAAUACAAGAAUAUUUGGUGGUCUGAAACAGUAUUAGUAUCUACCGAAAUAGAACGGUGUAUAGUUAUAGAAUACUUAGUAAUUUUUGAAGAAUUUAUGCAGAUGCUUCAAGAUCUACAUAGGUGUAUUUGUAUGUGACAUGUAUCUAUGAGGAAGGUAUGGUAUGUCUUUAAUGCCUUAUGUCUGUGUCUGCACUCGAGAGUCAGGAAAAGAAGAUUUUGUAGAAAAAAUUGUACAGAUUUUGAUGACAUUCCGUUUUCUUACCUCGCUGCAACACUACAGUAUUUAUUGCCUGCACUAGCACCACCUGUCAAAAUCGAUGGGAAUUACACUUUAUACUAUGUUAUGUGCCUUGUCCAGAUGUUUCUUCUCUAUACGCAAUAAAUGUAUAAAGUGUAGCUUUGUUGAGCUAAGAGUGUCUUUUCUGCAUUUAAUCAACCUUGCCUGUUAGGCACUUAGUUACAUCAAGAAUGUAAAGCUGUCAGCCCUUCUUGUACAAGACAAUCUUAAACAAAGUGAGAGGAGCAAUAAAUUGUCUUUAGUUCUUCUAAAGUU
Molecule: messenger RNA, 1863 nt
Organism: Branchiostoma floridae (Florida lancelet)
Lineage: Eukaryota; Metazoa; Chordata; Leptocardii; Amphioxiformes; Branchiostomatidae
Product: cartilage matrix protein-like
Exons: 8
Coding region: 175-1155 (326 amino acids)
Source: RefSeq, a predicted model, not a curated record